Molecule: messenger RNA, 1132 nt
Organism: Saccostrea cuccullata (small rock oyster)
Lineage: Eukaryota; Metazoa; Mollusca; Bivalvia; Ostreida; Ostreidae
Product: L-proline trans-4-hydroxylase-like
Exons: 10
Coding region: 53-1039 (328 amino acids)
Source: RefSeq, a predicted model, not a curated record
AUCCACGAGUAUCUGUGAUAUUUAUUGACCAGUUUCACAAUAUCGCCUUGCUAUGGUUUAUUUACUGUGUUCUAGAGUGACAUACUCGCUCGAUUUAGAUUACAUCCACAAUUAUAUAUACAAGGUUCAAGGAGUCUCCUAUGAUAUCACUUUGUGUAUCCAGUCAUCGACAGAAAACAGAAACAUGACGUCAGCGGAAUAUGUGUACGAGGAUGGGAAGUUUGAAGUUACUGAUAAAAUGAAGGAAGACUUUGACAAUUAUGGCUAUAUAAUGGUCAGAAAACUUCUCGAUACUGCUGAAUUACAAAAGGUGAAAGAGGUGCUAGAGAACAGCGAUGAAAUAACCAAACACGCAUAUGGCCUUCCCGAUGGGUCAGGGAGGGAGUGUAAAAUGGUCCUGUGGAGCCACCCAGGGAAUGACGUCACGGGAAUGGUAGUGCGCUGUGAAAAAGUUGUCGAUACCACAGAAAAGUUACUUGGAGGAGAGGUUUACCAUUAUCAUACAAAAUUCAACAUGAAAGAACCACAAACGGGCGGCAGUUUCUUAUGGCACCAAGAUUAUGGAUACUGGUACAAGAAUGGUUGUCUGUUCCCAGACAUGUCAACAGUUUUCCUGGCAAUAGACAAGUGCAACAAAGCCAAUGGCUGCUUACAGAUCUUGCGAGGUUCACACAAAUGUGGAAGGAUUGAACAUUUGAUGAUUGCGGGACAGACCAGAGCUGAUGUAGACAGAAUAAAAGAAAUUGAAAAAAUGUGUCCCAUGGAGUACGUGGAAAUGGAAGCUGGUGAUGCCCUGUUCUUUCACUGUAAUUUAUUACACACCAGUGGCCCUAACAACAGUGACUUAAGGAGAUGGGCAUUUGUUACAGCAUACAAUACCAAGGCCAAUAACCCUGUCAUUCCCCAUCAUCAUCCACAGUACACUCCCCUGGAUAAGGUGCCAAAUUCUGCCAUCAGAGAUUGUACCAAUAUGACAGAUAUGACUGGAAAGGAGUUUUUAAACCCAGCAAUAGAUAAAACUGUCAAAGCUAGAGCAUAAAAAUAGAGCUGGACACGAAAAAAAAAAAAAUUGUAUAACAGUAUUUCAAAAUGGAUAUAAAACCUGGUAGCAAAAUAAAAUAUUUGCAUGCCA